CUAAACUAAACUGCGAUCUCAGACUGCAACAGGUACUAGCCUAAACCGAUUCGUUCAAAUGUGAGUACUGUCUGUUCCUGUUGGUUGAGAAGUACACGUCAGCAGCCAAGUUGCACGUCAGGUCAACCUACUUGAUGUACUAUCGUUUUCCUCUUCCUGGUUUUAUGUUUGCUGCACAUGGCUCUUUUGUAGUGGUGUCAUUCUAAACACAUGUAAACUGAAAAGCAAGUUGCCUUGACAGAUUUGAGUGUCAGCAAAACACUUGUCGAGCGACCUGCCUGAACUGCAGUAGAAAUAAUGCAUGACGACUGUGUAAAGGCCGCAGUUUAAGAUGAAUCAAGUCUACAUUUCCCCACGACCAGUUUGACGGAGACUAUUAUACCACAUAGACUCGGCGUUUUAGGCUGCAGAAAGCACAAACUGCAGCUCAGCGCUACUCUCACCUAAGCAAAAUGAGACUGAGACUUCUGAAGAAAAAUGUGGCUGCUUUGCUAAUUAUCUCAGUAAUUCUGUUUGUAUUGUUUUAUUCGAAGUUUGUAAUAACAAAUGAGAGGGUUGUUGGGGAGAAUGUUCCCCGCGAAGGGACGCAGGCUGUUGCCAUAAAUACAUUUCAGUACGGGACUUUUUUAAAUAUGAGGAAGUCCGUAUACGACAGCAACUACAGGCAGUUCGUUCAGAACGGGGAUAAGUUUCCAGACGAGCCAGAAGUUGUGAUUGUUGUACAGGUUCAUAACAGACCUGCUUACCUAAAAAUGCUAAUACAGUCCUUAGAAAAAGCAGCUGAAAUACACAAGUUCUUUGUGGUUUUCAGUCAUGAUUAUUUCUCAGAGGAAAUUAGUGAUCUUGUAAAAGGGAUAACAUUCUGCAAGGUGCUUCAGAUACAAUUCCCCUACAGCAAGCAAUUAUAUCCCAACGAAUUUCCUGGGCAGGAUCCACAAGACUGUCCUAGAGAUAUAUCAAAGGAAAAUGCCAAAAAGAGAGGAUGCAUCAAUGCAGAAUAUCCUGACACUUAUGGCCAUUAUAGGGAGGCCUCCAUCACACAAACCAAACACCACUGGUGGUGGAAGCUGCAUUUUGUGUUUGAGCGAGUGAAGGUGCUUCAGGGAUACAAAGACUUUGCAGUCUUCAUUGAAGAAGACAACUACAUACUCCCUGACUUCUAUCAGUUCUUCAAAUCUAUGACCAAUCAUAGAAAAAGCCACUGUGAAGACUGUGAUCUCCUUGCGCUUGGCAAUCAUGAUGGUGUGUCUCGUUUUGUAGAACGGUCUGCCAAAACUGAAACUUCAGGGUGGAUGUCCACCAAGCACAACAUAGGCAUGGGCAUCUCCAGGGACGUUUACUACAAGUUAAUGGGAUGUAAUAGUGAGUUCUGCACCUAUGAUGAUUACAACUGGGACUGGACACUACAGAACCUUUCUGGCACUUGUAUACAAAAACCCUUGAAAGUUCUUGUAGCCUGUGGAACCCGUGUUCUCCACACGGGCGACUGUGGCCUGCAUCAGAAGGACACGUGUCAUCCCGAUUUGGCCCUUCAAAAAGUAGAGACAGACCUAAGGGAGGUAACAUCUGCCUUAUUCCCACAGACUCUAACCCUGACUGGCCAUGGACCAGUGGAGCACAAACCCCAUAUGAAAAAUGGAGGGUGGGGGGAUGUACGUGACCACACCCUGUGCAUCAACUACGCUGCACGACUCUGAAACAAAUGUUUUAAUUGUUGUGUUUAGCCAGCACAUGCCACCCAAAGUUUAAAGUUCAAGGCAAAUGUGAGUGCUAAUUUUAUAUUCCUUUCUUAAAAAAGGAAGACAUAAAAUCCAUCAAUAUUUGCUUCAUCUGGGUUAAUGCCACUUGGAAAGCUUAAACAUUGUAAUUACAAUAGUAAUUUUAUAUGGCCAUUUUUGUCAUGUUUUCAUGUUAUCCAUUAUUUACUUGCUUUUAAAAGAAAAAAAUAUGUUCUUGCCUUAAACAUAAUAUCGUUUGUUUCUGAAUAUACUGCCCAAACAGGUAUAUGAAAAGUAAACAUGGGAACAUGUCAUGAAAUUCUGCAUUUGUGCUGGCAUUAUCUAGCUAAGGACACUGAGCUAUUGCUGUUGUAAUUAUGCUUUCUAUUAAUACAAAUGCUUUGGCUUUUGUCUUGUCUUGUGUGUCAUGGUUCUAAUGCAUUGUCCAUCUGCUUUAAAAGGAAAGAUUCCACUUUUAUGAUAUUUGUACCAUAUUGCUGCUGUCGGAAGGAAACCUUGUAUCUCCAUUUUUGUCAUUUUCCAAUUUUUGACAUAAUUUCAAAGGAACUCUUGCCCUUUACAUUGUGUGUAAUUUGAUGAAUAGACCAAAAGAAAUG
Molecule: messenger RNA, 2335 nt
Organism: Pygocentrus nattereri (red-bellied piranha)
Lineage: Eukaryota; Metazoa; Chordata; Actinopteri; Characiformes; Serrasalmidae
Product: alpha-1,6-mannosyl-glycoprotein 2-beta-N-acetylglucosaminyltransferase
Exons: 2
Coding region: 453-1697 (414 amino acids)
Biological process (GO): protein N-linked glycosylation; oligosaccharide biosynthetic process
Cellular component (GO): Golgi membrane; Golgi stack
Molecular function (GO): alpha-1,6-mannosylglycoprotein 2-beta-N-acetylglucosaminyltransferase activity
Source: RefSeq, a predicted model, not a curated record